Molecule: messenger RNA, 553 nt
Organism: Staurois parvus
Lineage: Eukaryota; Metazoa; Chordata; Amphibia; Anura; Ranidae
Source: the annotation of a GenBank genome assembly
AGGAAAAGCAAAGAAGUAUGGAAGUCGAUGUUUCCAAGUUUGACAUUGAUGCCCCAAGAUGGGAUCAGAAUACAUUCAUUGGUCGCUUGAAGCACUUCUUCAAUAUUACAGACCCCAGGACAGUGGUUGUGUCUGAACAAGAGCUGGACAAAGCUAAGCUGCUUGUUGAGGCUUGCAGAGCAGGUGGCUCUCCACCAGGCACCAGCAUAGAACAACUGCACUACGCCAAGAAGCUCUACGACUCCGCCUUCCACCCUGACACCGGAGAUAAGAUGAACCUGAUUGGCAGAAUGUCUUUCCAGGUCCCUGGAGGAAUGGCAAUCACUGGCUGCAUGCUACAGUUUUACAGGACCGUUCCCGCUGUGGUGUUUUGGCAAUGGGUUAAUCAGUCAUUUAACGCGCACUUGUAAAUUAUACCAAUCGGAAUGCUGCAUCUCCCAUCACGCUUGGGCAGAUCGGAGUUGCCUAUGUGACGGCUACCAGUACUGCUCUGGCCACAGCAGUGGGGCUUAACCUGUAUACCAAGGUAUGGACGAUGCCACUUUUGUCCCUG